This is a messenger RNA of Chara braunii, 5653 nucleotides long. The record is from the annotation of a GenBank genome assembly. Lineage: Eukaryota; Viridiplantae; Streptophyta; Charophyceae; Charales; Characeae.
CCUCGACCACGUGGGAGUGGUUUGCAAUGUCCAGCUUGUGAUCAACGACAUUUUUCUUCAAUGCCAAGCCAAACAAGAAUCGUGGGGGCGGUCGCGUGGAACGAAUGAGAGAGAAGCAGAACGGGACACGCAAACCGUGUGCCCCGAUGUCCACGUCAUCCGUUCCCGCCGUCCCAUGCACUUGCGACACGUGGCACGACAAGAUGAUAAUGAUGACGGCGGUGAUGAACACGAUGAUGGUGACGAUUGCGGUGGUGAUGUUGAUCUGGGUGACGAUGUCGCUGGCGCUGAUGACGAUGUUGAUGACGAUGAUGAUGUCGAUGAUGACGUUCGUGAUGAUGAUGUUUGUGAUGACGACGAUGAUGAUGAUGACGAUGAUGACGACGAUGAUGAUGAUGUUGAUGAUGGCGAUGACAACGAAGAGGACGAUGGUGGUGAUUUUGAUGACGGCGACGAUGUCGCUGAUGAUGAUGAUGUUGUUGAUGACGUUGAUGAUGUUGAUGAUGAUGUCGAUGAUGAUGACAAUGUUGAUGACGUUGCCGAGGUUGAUGAUGAUGUUGUUGAUGAUGAUGAUGAUGCUGAUGAUGAUGAUGAUGAUCACGAUGACAAUGAUGGUGAUGAUGAUGAUGAUCAUGAAGAUGAUUACGCUGAUGGUGGUGGCGAUGAUGAUGGUGAUGAUGGGGGCGAUGAUGAUGAUGAUGAUGAUGAUGGCAAGCAAGGAUCACGGGGCUGCUCGCGAGGAAAGAACGAGCAGGAAUCAGAAGGGGACACAGAAACCAUGUGGCCCAAUAUCACCGACAUCCUUUCCCUCCGUCCCCGCAACUUGAAACAGGUGGCGAGACGCGGCCGCUCCCAUGGGCCGGCAAACAUGCCUGACACGUGGGCAGGCAAAACAACACUUUACCUUGAAGAGGGCACAACGCACAGGAUGGCGCUGCUCUUUGACGGCUCAGAGUUCUUCGAGGAGGCGCAGUUCUUCGAGGAGGCGCAGUUCUUCGACGACGGCGAAGCGCACACGAUGGCGCAACUGUUCGACCAGGGCUCAGCGCAAACAGCGCCGUGUGGUCCUGUGAUCUUCGUCGAAGCCAACAAGCGCCGCAGGGUUCUGGGGGCUGUCUUGGGGUGGGAGAAUGCUAAAGGCAGUCGUCGACGGUUUUACAUGAAAAAUGUGUACAGUUCGAAGGGGAACGUCGUCGUCGGUGCCAAGGGGGCAGUUCUCGACAUGUGUCUGUUCGAGGGGUUCGGAGCGGGUGCUGCGAACACCCCAUUCUACAACGACCUCCUCCGGCAGGGCGGGUUUGUUUUGGGUCGAGAGUUCUUCGACCUGUUGGAGGACACGGGCACCGCCCUCAACGUCCCUUGCGAAGUCGGUCCCGACCUGGAACUGUCAAUGCCUUUGCAGCCGUGCGGCGGUUGUGAGUCGAGCGGGGCAGCGGGGGAGGGGGGGGAUCUGGGUUCCGGGAAGGCUACACAUGUGCAGCGGGAGAAUGUCAGAGGUCAGUUUCACGACAGCGAAGAUGAGGCGGCACCUCGUUCGCCGUUUUCGCCGUCAAGGGAAAGAGACAGGUCCGUGCUGUCCAUACCUGGGGUCCGGCAACAGACCGCAGCGGAUCCCGAAGAAGAGGGAGUCCUGUGUGGGUCUGACUUGGAGCCCGCCGAGGGCCAUUGCGCGGAAGGCGAGGCCGUGGGCGGGGAGGGAGCGCAGGGCACUCCCCAAAAAAGAAGGGGAGAAUGUCAAGAAGAGUUGGUGGGCUCUUCGAAGAAACAGAAGACCAAGACCCCGAGGACUGCGGGAGAGAAACGGAAGGGGAGGGGGGUGGAAGAGGGUCACCCGGGUAGCAAACGUCCAGCUUCGAAACAUAAACAGCCUGAGUUGGGACCUUCUUCACCACGGCCUGCCAUCGACGUGGACGCCAGGUACUUCCUGGAGUACAAAGACGGCGUCAGGACAGGGCGGGAGUUUGAGAUCAGCCCGACUCAGAUCGUUGACAUAAGGGAGUGGGAGGAUCUUUACAACCAGCGGUCGCUAGAUCCCGUCCUCGUGGAAACGAUAAGGGAAGCAAUGCGGUCUGCGUUCGAAAAUAAAGAACAAACGUACGAGUUGCCGGUCUUCAAGCUCGCACCAGUGGGGCUUCAAGAACCAACUCCGGGGACCAAGGCACAACGUCUGAAGCCGGAGGAGUGGAAAGAUGAGCUGGCGGGAGAAUACUACUACUACGCGGUGUGCGGGCAGCACAACGCGGCUGCAGCCAGGUUGCUGCUCGGCAGCGAGGUGGCCAAGAAGUACAAUUUCGAGCGGUGGCCGGCACGGAUGGUGUACUUUUCCGACGAUGACUUCGAAGGGUAUUUUCUUGUUAGUUCACAGGACAACAAGAAGGACCUGAAGGCGCCUCCCAGACAGUUGAAACUUUCUAUGAAAGACAUUCGAUGGCAGUGGAAGCAUGACGGCUGCCCGAGAGCUGUGAUGGGGAACCCUAGCGGGAAACAAGAUCAGUUCCGGGCUUGGCGUAAGUUUUGUACAACGACGCUCCAUAAGGCGCCUCAAAACAGCUUGUGGCUUCUCGCGGAUCAAAAGGAAGAGGAGGCCAUUAAGAAGCAAAAUGAUGCCCUGCGUUCUUACUUACCUCUAGCGAUGGCCGGGGAAAAUGUCUGGAAACUGGCCAUGGAAUUUUUCGAAAAAUGGGAGACGGGCAGAUUGCUGAGCCACGAUGGGGCGAAGUGGACCGUCAAAAAGAAGAAGGUCAAAAACAUAAAGCCUAGGGUCGCCUACAUCCACAACGACAAACUGGGCAGAACGGAGGUGGUGUACAACGUCCCCGUGGACCCGCCGAAUAAAAAGGGCAAAAAGGAGAAAGAGGAGGGCGAUUGGUUCGUGCAAGUGCUAGACCCGGACGCGCAUUGUUGGAAAGCAAUUGAAUCACUCAAGGACAAUGAGAAGUGCCGCGUUCUGAAAAAGGUGCUUGCUUGCGAGGUCGUUUGGGUCCACGCCGGUUCCCCGUCGUUGGCGAAGUUGGGAAAGCUCAGCGUGCAGGACAUGACUCAGCUGGUGAAGUGCGACCGCCUGCUGGUCCGGUUGUGGAAUUACUACCAAUUCAAGCACGAGAAAAGGCCGGACGAGGACUGGAUCCAAAUGUACCCUUUCCUGAAAUUGAGGUCUGCCCUGUUCAAGAAGUUUGAAGGUCAGGGAUUGGAUGACGAGUUGUGGGAUAACAGCAGGAAACAUGUUUCCGACUCGGCGCUGUUCGAGGACUGCCCGCCGUACAUGGGUUGCAACCAGGACAACUCGAUUAAGGUGACGGAGAAGUUGGCGGGCCACAAGAAGUUGUCCAUCGACUGGAGAAACAAGGUUCUCUCCGUGUUGAAUGGAAGCAGACUCGAGAGCCGGGAAGUUGCACUUGCCGAAGGCAUCGUUCACAUUAAAUGGAAAGACACGGGGGACGUGACAUCCAUCGCGCCGUUCGCCAACGACCCUUUAGAGGCGGACAUCCGGGGCGCAGAGCUGAAGGAGGCAGUGACUGCCACAAAAAGCCACACGUUCGUCCUCGAUCUGUGCGAGCCGGUUGACCUCAAACUGUGGAAGCCCCAAGCGUGGGAGACUUUGAAUUCCUAUCUUCAGACGUGGUGUCCCUCACAUUGGACUUUCGUUGUUUUCGUGUCGCGGCAGCACAACCGGUCAUUUCUCGCCAGCAUGCACCAUCUUUCGUUCAUCAAGCUGUUGGAAGGGAAGUGGGUGCGGAGAGUGCAGCAAAAAAAAAGCUUCCCCGUUGGGAACAAUUUGUGCACGGAGAAAGACCGCAUGUACAUCCUCUUCAAGGGUGACGUUCUGCGCGUCAACACGUCCGUGGUCUACGAGGGAAACCUGCCCACGGGUGCCGCUGCUGCGGUGCGAUUGCCUCAAAGGGUCACCCAAACGGAUGUGUCCGAGAUUCCUUUCACAACUUGCGACUGGUCGCUGGUGGCGCCUGAACGACAGGGCAGCGUCUACGAGGAUAUGGAACGCAAUCCGACCCAAUUCGUCGGUCUUCUUGAUUUUCUUGGCAAGAAGGGAGAGGGUGUCGUGUACCUUGGGAAACCGCACGCGCGAAGCGUCUGGGAGCUUCUGAAGGCCGGCCGCCACGUUGUCGUAAUGGAAGGGAACUCCGACCUCUUGCAAUUCACGAUGCAGGUGGUGAAAAGCGAGGUCAAUUCGAGUGGACACAAUUGUGAGUUCAUGGUCGUGAGGCCAACACGGGAUAAGGUGUGGAGCAAGAAGACGGAUAUGUGGUUUAAGUUGAGCGAGAGGAAGAGGAACAAGAUAUACGAUUUCUUGUUCCUUCAAACGCGUCCGAGGAGGGACACUGACGCCGAGUAUAUCCGCCGAAAGGACCACAUGUUGGCACUGCUCGACAACUACCACUUCGCCUCCCGCAUGAACACGAAGACGUUUAUCGAAAGGCUGCAAUCGCUGUACUUCGUGGAGUCUGAGGAGCAGUUGAAGUUAGCCAGUUACGCUUCCCUGAUCUCCACUAACGACGAGGAAGCCAUAGGUGUGGAGUUUGUCGCCUACACGAAGGAGGAGGAGAGCGACACGGAGAGCAUCGACCUGCAGUACGACCUGCCUCCGGUGGACCACGGACGAGGGUCCUCGUCGGCCAGUCCAUCACCAAGCGCUGCAGCCCUCGUGUCACCAUUGGCCAAACCGGCGCCGGGCAUCACGCCGAUGAAAUUGCUGGAGAGACUUAGAGCUCUGGCCGCCCCCCCGCCCGCUUUGCGUCCCGGGUCCGUUGUCCCACCCGAUCAUCCGUCUUGGAAGGAUGACAACAUCCACUUUCUGCUUGAACCGCAACGUCAUUCACCUGAGCAGGACUGGGGCCAUGACAUGGUUUGGCAUCCGGGAGUCAUCCAGCCAGCGAUACGAAAUGGCAAGUGGUUCAUGGCCGUGGCAAUCCCGGGCGCGGGAUGGGUGUCAUUCCCACGCGAGUCGAAGUCCAACUUCCUGCACCUCGCGAGGAUUUCGGUCCUCCAGAAAGUGAAGGUCGAAAAUGACACUUUAGCACUCCGCGACCUGUCCCUCAUUUCCACUGCCGGUCGACUGUUCGACGAGCUUCAGGACAAGUGCUGGUUGGAAAUUACGGAGGACUACUACGAGCUCGACACGAGUCCGUCGAAGGGCGUGGUGGACUGGAAAGUGCCCCCUCCAAGUGGGCCGGACGGUGGUUCCGAGGGGGGGUCACCUGGAAGCGGAGGGGAUGGGGGUGGCGAUGCAGGGGGUGGCAAAGGAAUCCCGCCUAUGGGGGAGAGAGGGUCUCACGGCCGCAACUUGACACCGGGAGGCAGCGCCGGGGUGGCGGGUUUUGCCAUCGACCGGACUCCGUCGACAGGCACCUGGCCCGGGCACACGACACACUCCGCCGACCCCCAGACUUCGUCCGUGGGCUCAGCGAGGGACACGUUGGCAGCCUUGGCUGCUCUGGGCAGUCGUUCGGCCGGAAAGCCGAAGUCCGCCGGGAUCCGAACUACGUCGGGAGAGGAGCCGCCAGAGCGGUCUGGAUUGCGAAGCUGCUCGGGGUCGGGGGAUCCAAGCACGGAUCGAGAAAUUCGCAGCAUUGCGGCGUAGGACGGAGACGUAGGAACGGUGUCGCUUGAGCGGGAGCGACAGCCGCAAGGAUUGCAG